This is a messenger RNA of Nerophis ophidion (straightnose pipefish), 5940 nucleotides long. It is a transcript of the gene st6galnac3, whose product is annotated as ST6 (alpha-N-acetyl-neuraminyl-2,3-beta-galactosyl-1,3)-N-acetylgalactosaminide alpha-2,6-sialyltransferase 3. The coding region runs from base 186 to 1103 and encodes 305 amino acids. Gene Ontology annotation, biological process: ganglioside biosynthetic process; oligosaccharide metabolic process. The transcript is spliced from 5 exons. The record is from RefSeq and is a predicted model, not a curated record. NCBI's taxonomy places the organism in Eukaryota, Metazoa, Chordata, Actinopteri, Syngnathiformes, Syngnathidae. Gene Ontology annotation, molecular function: alpha-N-acetylgalactosaminide alpha-2,6-sialyltransferase activity.
AUGGUGUCGCGGCGUGGGCUGAGCUUGCGGCAUCUUUGAGAGGAAAACAAAACGGGAAAGACGAAGACGGUGCGCUUGAGGCCGAACAAUGGCGAUGGGAUUAUUUAAGCGUUUAAAAAGCGCAGCUCGAUGUGGCGGCGAACGUUGAUGACGACGACGACGAGCAGCAGAGUCCAACAAGAAGCAUGGUGGAGAGAAGGAUGGCCUGGGUGUGGAAGAGGAAGUCGGUGAUGGCCACGGGCCUGGUGGUGGUGGUGUCGCUCUUCGUGGUGGUGGUCAACCUGCAGUGGCAGCCCGUGCUGAGUGAGACUUUGGGCGGCCACUGGGCGUCGUCCAAGCAGGCUUACCAGGCCUUCAAGCCUCACCUGGGCUACGUCAGCAUCCCCAAACAAGAACCCCUGAAGCUGAACUGCGAGCUGUGCAGCGUGGUGUCCAGUUCCGGACAGAUGCUGGGCCAGGCGGCAGGCGCGCUCAUCGACCGCUCGCCGUGCAUCUGGCGCAUGAACAAUGCGCCGACGCGGGGCUUCGAGCGCGACGUGGGCCGCCGCACCACGCUGCGGGUGGUGUCGCACACCAGCGUGCCGCUGCUGCUGCAGAGGCCGCAGCACUUUUUCGGCCAGCACAACGACACCGUCUACGUGGUGUGGGGCCCGCUGAGGAACAUGCGCAAGGACGGCAAGGGCGUGGUGUACAACAUGCUGAGGCAGGCGGCCGACAACUACCCGCAGGCGCGCAUUUACGUCACCACGGAGGACAGGAUGAACUACUGCGACACGGUCUUCAAGAAGGAGACGGGGAAGGACAGGAUCCAGUCGGGCUCGUACCUCAGCACCGGCUGGUUCACGCUCAUCCUGGCCAUGGACAUGUGCAAAGAGAUCCACGUCUACGGCAUGAUCAACGACACCUACUGCAAGACGGAAGGCUAUCGCAAGGUCCCCUACCACUACUACGAGGCGGGCAGCAGGGACGAGUGCGCCGAGUACCUCCUUCACGAGAGCGCCCCCUACGGCGGGCACCGCUUCAUCACGGAGAAGACCGUGUUCGCCAAGUGGAUCAAAAGCCACGCCAUCAAGUUCUUCAACCCGCCCUGGCAGCUCUCGUGACCCUCCGGGAGCGUUUAUCUGUUUUGGAUUGUUUUUCCCACGGAUGCUUUUCUUCUCAUUGAAGUCAUAAAAACAUCAUGCCGAUGUCCAUCUUGGAUCCACCCAACAGAGACAGAGUGUCAGGUUCGAACACUGAUGACAUCUAUUAAACAGACAAAGAAGCAAGGAAUUAAACAGAGACAUAAUUAAAUUUGGCUCAAUGGGGGAGAAACCUGUACCCUUGUACAGUGUCCCACCAUGCUUAGACCUGUACCCUUGUACAGUGUCCCACCAUGCGUAGACCUGUACCCUUGUACAGUGUCCCACCAUGCGUAGACCUGUACCCUUGUACAGUGUCCCACCAUGCGUAGACCUGUACCCUUGUACAGUGUCCCACCAUGCGUAGACCUGUACCCUAGUACAGUGUCCCACCACGCUCUUAACGAAAGAUUGUACGCCUCCUCUUUUAUUUGGACUUCCCCUGAUCACAUGGCAACAGGUGUUUCUAAAGGAAGGGGGGUCAUGAACAGCCGUCGCUUUUGGUCACAAAACAGUUCAAAGAAAAGGUGCCUUGGGUGUGGUCAGGUCCUGCGUCCUUUCCGUUUUGUAGAUCUGGGUUGAAGACAAAAUCCUCCUGUGGCUUACAAUACAUCAAAGAAACCGACACCUUCAUGUCGCUUCCCAUCCUACACAGUGGAGUUUUACAAGCCUAUUGAUUGGUAAGAUCAAAGACAGCUUUGGUCUGCUCGCCGGGAACUCAUUGAAACACAAAGUUCUGUGAUAAUUUAGAUAUUCCGACACAUAGUCUUGGUACCCUUGGUCCAGCGGUCUCAGAAUGACCUGAAGGUGGAUCCUUCUUCAGCUUCGUAAGCCCUCGCGAAGCCUUCCAUUUUUAUUUUGACUCACCGAUUUAUAUACUGCAGACUCCGCCUUCCCGCAGCAAAGGAAGGGAGAAGGGUCUGAUGUCUUAGUCCUUUCGUCACGUCCAGCUGCACAGUCUUACUGGACUCGAAGGCAGCGUCGCCCCCCCGGAGGUUUCAGUCCGAGGUCCUCCGUUCCAGACUGCUGCCCCUCCAUUGGUCCUUUGAAUGUGAGCUUCCUAAGGCAGUUAUGACGAUUUCUUCUUCAGCUUAGAGGAACUCCAGAUUUGCACCAUUCAUGAGCAAAGUGUCAACAUUUAGCUACAGGCUAAACCACAGUUAGCCACCAAGUAGCACACUUGGACACAAAACCACUGUCUGGGGGUUUUCUUUUGGCGGUUGAAGCCACUAGCGAGCUAGCUGAGUUAGCGGGAAUGAAUGUAGCUCGCACAUUCAGUUAGCUGCCUCCUUCACGCUGUAGCUAAGCAUGCUAGCGUCACGGUCUUAGCAUGUAGCAACGGACAGCCGUGGUACCGUCGCAGAGGUGAGUUUUGGACUUACAGAUGUCAAACAAUCUGGGUUUCCAAAACAGUAGCACCACUGGCGAGAGUCAGAAAUUCAAAAAGCAGUUUUUCCUCGACCAAGGGAGUGCUCAGAGAGUAUGGGGUAUCGGACUGUCUGAUUGUGGCGGUCCACUCCCUGUAUGAUCAGUGUCAGAGCUUGGUCCGCAUCGCCGGCAGUAAGUCCAGUGAGGGUUGGACUCCGCCAAGGCUGCCCUUUGUCACCCAUUCUGUUCAUAACUUUUAUGGACAGAAUUUCUAGGCGCAGUCAAGGCGUUGAGGGGUUCCGGUUUGGUGGCUGCAAGAUUACCGGUAGAUCUCUUCUUUUUGCAGAUGAUGUGGUCCUGAUGGCUUCAUCUGGCCAAGAUCUUCAGCUCUCACUGGAUCGGUUCGCAGCCGAGUGUGAGCCGACUGGGAGGAGAGUCAGCAUCUCAAAGUCCGAGUCCACGGUCCUCGCUCGGAAAAUAGCGGAGUGCCAUCUCCGGGUUGGGGAGGAAAGCCUGUCCCAAGUGGAGGAGUUCAAGUACCUAGGAGUCUUGUUCAUGAGUGAGGAAAGAAUGGAUCGGUGCGGCGUCUUCAGUAAUGCGGACGCUGUGGUGAAGAAGGAGCUGAGACGGAAGGCAAAGCUCUCAAUUUACCGGUCGAUCUACGUUCCCAUCCUCACCUAUGGUCAUGAGCUUUGGGUCAUGACCGAAAGGAUAAGAUCACGGGUACAAGCGGCCCAAAUGAGUUUCCUCCGCCGUGUGGCGGGUCUCUCCCUUAGAGAUAGGGUGAGAAGCUCUGCCAUCCGGGAGGAACUCAAAGUAAAGCUGCUGCUCCUCCACAUGGAGAGGAGCCAGAUGAGGUGGUUCGGGCAUCUGGUCAGGAUGCCACCCGAACGCCACCCUAGGGAGGUGUUUCAGGCACAUCCGACUGGGGGGAAGACCCAGGACAUGUUGGGAAGACUAUGUCUCCCGGCUGGCCUGGGAACGCCACGGGAUCCCCCGGCAAGAGCUGGACCAAGUGGCUGGGGAGAGGAAAGUCUGGGUUUCCCUGCUUAGGCUGCUGUCCCCGCGACCCGACCUUGGAUAAGCGGAAGAAGAUGGAUGGAUGGAUGGAGAGAUAUUAUAGAAGUGGACAUUGUUUACAUUCAGAGCAGCCGUCUUUGAAACCAACUCGGGUGUUGUUGAGAUCGCUCCCACUUUCCGAGUUGGAAAUCUGACCCCGAGUGGCUGUUCCAGUUGAAAUUCCGACUUCCAGUACAAAUGGAACGUUUGUACGAAGGCGUUGGCAUCGACUCGGAUCGCCAGUGAGAGCGAUAAAGACCUCGUCAGGCCACGACAUCGGCGUCUCUCAACCAGUUGUAAGUCCAUCUAGCAUCCCCAAAGUUAGGAAAGUAUUUUACCAAGUUUGAAAAGUUACUCCGAGCUGCUUUAAAUAACAUUAAUGAUUCUUUUCUUAAUGCCUUUUGCUCUAAUUUCCCGCCGUCAUUGAUAUGGCCGUUUGAUAAACGACAUGAAGCGCCGUCGAAACUGGCAAUGAGUGAAGGACUCUUGAGCAAUCACAACUUUAUUCAUCUUAUCUUGUCAUCACGGGUGUGAAGGUUAAUUUAGAGUACCAGGUGAUAAAAUCAAUCAUUGAUCAUUGUUAUACCAGUCAGCCUUAAGCAACCACGUCGACGUCACGCAAUGCCAGCAGCGUUGCACGGCCCUCGACACGAGAGUAUUAUUUUAACCACUAUUAUUAUAUAAACCCCGUUUCCAUAUGAGUUGGGAAAUUGUGUUAGAUGUAAAUAUAAACAGAAUACAAUGAUUUGCAAAUCCUUUUCAAGCCAUAUUCAGUUGAAUAUGCUACAAAGACAACAUAUUUGAUGUUCAAACUCAUAAACUUUAUUUUUUCCUGUGUUGAAGAAGUUUCAUUAGAAUUACUCUAACAAAUAAUACAUUGCGAGAAUUAAUUUUCAAUUAAGAAUCAUAUUGAUCGAAAAUCGAUUCUGAAUUGAAUCGUCACCCCAAGAAUCGUAAUUGAAUCGAUCACGCGUGAGGUGGCCAUUAAUGAUCCCACCUCUGCUAUAUCCAUCCAUCCAUCCAUUUUCUACCUCUUAUUCCCUUAUACUUGCAAAUGAGACUCAGAAGUGUGCGGAAUUACAAGAUAUAAAAAACGGACCGCAUCGUUAUCUUUAUCAGCUCAUGUUUAAAAGAUCAAAUUAUAAUUUAUUAACACACCAUAUUACAGAAAAUUGGUUUGAUUGAUUGAUUGAUACUUUUAUUAGUAGAUUGCACAGUACAGUACAUAUUCCGUACAAUUGACCACUAAAUGGUAACACUCCAAUAAGUUUUUCAACUUGGGUUUCACGUUAAUCAAUUCAUGGUAAUUUUGAGUACUGGUAUCACUUCCCAGGAACAAGGAAUUGGUACCGUAUCAGUUCAAAGAUGAAAUACAACCAUCACUUCAGACAAGAAAGGUUGCAUUUUGCUACUUUUCUUCUCGUUUGUCUUUUGCAAGUCACAACCGCCAGAGUGCAGCGCGGAUAAGUACCAACCUCGUCACGUCUGUUGUGUCCUUGAACAAGACACUUCACCCUUGCUCCUGAUGGGUGCUGGUUAGCGCCUUGCAUGGCAGCUCCCUCCAUCAGUGUGUGAAUGUGUGUGUGAAUGGGUAAAUGUGGAAGUAGUGUCAAAGUGCUUUGAGUACCUUGAAGGUAGAAAAGCGCUAUACAAGUACAACCCGUUUAUCAUUUAUAAGUAUCAACCCAUAACUCCUCCCGGCAACGCAGUAGAAAAUGGAUGGACGGAUGGAACUUAGAUUAUUUGUGGUAUGUGAUAGGAGCCAAUAAACAACAAGCUGCGGGCCACAAAAGCCCCCCCAUCCCUCCUUUGGACCCCCCUGAAACUCCAAAGAUGCUGACUUUUGAGGUACAGUGUUGAUUCAUGUUUGUAGUUUCCUUGAGACCGGGUGUUGUUGGUAAUAUUUUGUUGAACUGUGAGUCAAGAAUGUAUAUUUAACUAAAGAUGUCUGUUUUAGAUUUGACUAAUUCCACUUUUUAAUGCACUUACGUUCUUAAAGGAUUAAAAGUGUGCAGUAUUUGGACGUACUAAAAAAAUGUGGAUUAUUAUAUUUUUUAGAAAUGCGCUCAUUGCUUUUGCUGUCGUCAGUAACAGUGUUUUUUUUUUACUUUAUAGAGUUUUUCUCCAUGUUUUCCCCCCCCUUUUGUUUGGUAAAUGUUUCGUGUCGAUCAGGCACCUUCCUUUUCUGUAUUCAAGUGUUAUUGUACGACUUGAGUUUCAUAUUGAAUGUAAGAUAUUUGUCUGAAGCGUUUCUUGUAACACGGCCGCUUUUUUUCUAAAUGUUUCAAUUUUGAAUGAAAACAAAGUAUUUGCUUUUUCAAACUGAAUAUGUUGUGCGUGUUGUUUGUUGGGCAUUAAUAAUAAAAAAUAAAAAGAAGGUAAAACCACUUGA